AUGCCUGUGUUGCAAUUUUUUGCGCAAACUGGUUUUGUACCCGGAAGAUUCACUACUGAUGCAAUGUGGAUCUAUCGUUGCAAAGAAGAUUACUAUAAGAGCCUGGGAGUAAGUAGAACUGCAACUACGAAAGAAAUAAAAUCUGCCUACCGUAAAUUAGCAAUGGACAAACACCCUGACCGAGUUAAAGGUGACAAAAAAGAAGCAGAGGCAGAAUUUUCAAAAAUAACCGAAGCCUACGAAGUUCUUUCAAAUACUGAAAAGAGAAGACUCUACGACUUGCAUGGACACACUGAACCACAAAUGCCAGAUACAAACUUCCGUAAAAACUUUUAUUCGUUCAAUGACAUGUUUGAGUCAUUUUUUGACGGAGAUGUGUUCGGAAAUAGUGGUUUUUUUAAUCAUGAUGAUAUGUUUGGGUCUUUUCACGGAGGUUUGUGUUUUUUUGUAAAUUUAAGGACAAAAUUGUCACACCAAGACAGUCAAAGUGGGAAACACGGUCAUGACCACAACGACUUGCCAAUAAUCUAUUAA
Messenger RNA from Octopus sinensis (East Asian common octopus), 534 nucleotides. RefSeq names its product chaperone protein DnaJ-like. Gene Ontology annotation, cellular component: cytoplasm; nucleus. Bases 1 to 534 code for a protein of 177 amino acids. Gene Ontology annotation, molecular function: protein-folding chaperone binding; protein folding chaperone. The record is from RefSeq and is a predicted model, not a curated record. The transcript has 3 exons. Lineage: Eukaryota; Metazoa; Mollusca; Cephalopoda; Octopoda; Octopodidae.